ACCCAAAAAUCAAUAAACUCAAUUCAAGAUUUACGAAGACCUGGUGUUGUUAAAGACCCUAAUUCUUUGAGAUUAUUCUCCGUCAUUUAUUUCGGUUUAACUUCGGAUAUUCACCGACAACACGAGCUUAAGUUCAUUCAUCCUUUGAACUGAUUCUUGAAUCAUAAGUCGUUGUUGAGAUCGUGGUGUACCUGAGCCUCGUCUCUCGCCGUCUUAGGUGUUAAAAACACCAGAUUCUUCUGUUACGCAGUACUUUAAAACCGUCAAAAUUAUUUCCAAAAUGAAAAUAACCGUUAAGCAGUUGCAGGGAGGUGAAUGUUUAAUAGAUAUAUAUCCAAGUAUGCUCAUAUCAGAGUUGAAAAGGCAUGUUGCACGAAAGCUGCAUAUACCUGUCGAACAACAAAAACUACUGCUACUUGGUAGAACUUUACUGGAUGAUCACACUAUACAAAUGUACCCUAACAUCAAAGAAGGUACUAAGUUAAAUUUGGUUGUGAAGAAACCGGAAUCACNACUGAGAAUAUUUUUUUAUUUUCAGAUAUAUCCAAGUAUGCUCAUAUCAGAGUUGAAAAGGCAUGUUGCACGAAAGCUGCAUAUACCUGUCGAACAACAAAAACUACUGCUACUUGGUAGAACUUUACUGGAUGAUCACACUAUACAAAUGUACCCUAACAUCAAAGAAGGUACUAAGUUAAAUUUGGUUGUGAAGAAACCGGAAUCACUUUAUGAUGCAUCCUUUAAGCAUUACAAAAGACAAGGCAUGUCAGACAAGGAUGCUGCAAAUACUGCAAACAAACUUCUGAGGAUUGUUCAAGAGAAGUUUGAUAAAAUGUCCUGGGAUGAAGUUGACAGACUUUGCUAUGACUGCCUGCUGGACGAAAGAGGUAUAAGGCGACCAGCCUACAUUGAGAAUGACAUCGAGAUUGAUGAUAUGUUUAAUUUGUGACCUUGUUACCUUAUGUAAAUUCUAUCUCACCUGAGAUUAGAAAAUAUUUUAUAUUUGGAAUUUAAAAAAAAGUUUUUUAUUAUAAUCACACUUUUCUUUUAACGUCUUGUAGAAAAAGCUUUAAAUAUUUAGCUUUUUCUCACUAAAAUAUUUCAGAAAUACUUUGCCUAUCAAUAGUUUAUUGUUAUAUUCUUAUUUCACAGUUGAUUCAAUGCCCUAAUUCAAUGAUCUAUUACAAUUUAACUUGUGUGAUUGUAAUUUAAUAUAGAAUAUAAUUAGGGAGACAAAAUUAUUUAUUUCAUUUAAUUAAUGAUCUUUAAAAGUUAUUGUUUUAUAAUUAUUAUUAUUACAGUAUAUAAUAAAUGAUCAUCUCAUUAACUUUUUAAUUUUAAUUUUUAUGCUAUAUGUGAGUAGUAUAGUUUGUAGUAGAAAUAGUUUAUUGAAAAAAUAUUCAGUUUAAUUGUUGUGUAAUUUUAGUCAUAAUUAUUUUAGGAUUUAGAUUAGAAUUUGACUAUAUAAAAUCACUGCAUGUUAGUGACAUUUCUACUAUUGUAUAAUCCAAUUUAAUAUGAUGGAAGUAAAACAAUAAACAUUAUUAAUGA
Molecule: messenger RNA, 1548 nt
Organism: Bombyx mandarina (wild silkworm)
Lineage: Eukaryota; Metazoa; Arthropoda; Insecta; Lepidoptera; Bombycidae
Product: ubiquitin-like protein 4A
Biological process (GO): post-translational protein targeting to endoplasmic reticulum membrane; tail-anchored membrane protein insertion into ER membrane
Cellular component (GO): BAT3 complex
Molecular function (GO): protein-folding chaperone binding
Source: RefSeq, a predicted model, not a curated record